AACCCGGCAGCAGCGGAUCGCUUGCCGCUGGCGGCCGACCACACACAUGAACCGCAGCGCGAUGACCGUCGUCUCGACGCCCGAGCUGCUUCGAGCAAUCGCUGGCUUCGUCUCUUCCGGCGUCACGCUGCGCAGGCUGCUCGAGGCCAUCAACCCCGCGGACCUCGAUGCCACAUGGCACAACUUCCUUGCCCUCGUUGACGAGUGGUUUGUCCUGCCCGACGACCUUUGGCCCGUCGUACAGUACGACGUUGUGCACAACGAGGUCUUUAUCUUUGAUGACGUGUGGACCUGUGCCGAUGCCCAAGGACUCUGGACGAUGGAUGUCGACACAUAUUUUCAGCGCGACGAGAGCAUCGACGCGUUGCGCCGCGAGCGCCCGCAUGUCCAGGACGGUGCGGCUGUCGGGUGGAUGGCGCCAGCGACAAUCAACGUCGCUAAAGGCGUCUGGACGAGCUGCACGCUGUAUCUGCAGGCCAAGGCCACAGCGCUCGACAUCGCUCGCCUCGCGGCUGCCUUGGCGUCGGCGCCAGGGCUGCGCGCCGUCAGCGUCAUCACCUCCCAGCUCAAGUACACGAUCGAAAUGGACCCGCCCGAGUAUAUCUUUCAUGACGAUGCAUUUCCGUCGUCGCUCGAGCCGGCCGUGUGGCAGGCGUUGCUCCAGUCGCGUGUUGUGGACCUGCGCCUCGUCGGUGUCCCUCAUUCAGUGGCUCUCAACGCGGCCAGCGACGCGCCUGCACUUGUCCGACGUCCACGUUAG
Messenger RNA from Saprolegnia parasitica CBS 223.65, 760 nucleotides. RefSeq lists its product as hypothetical. The record is from RefSeq and is a predicted model, not a curated record. Lineage: Eukaryota; Oomycota; Saprolegniomycetes; Saprolegniales; Saprolegniaceae. Bases 47 to 760 code for a protein of 237 amino acids. The transcript is spliced from 2 exons.